GAGAAGAAAUACCCAAGGGGCUCAGCUAUACUUUCGUGAUGGCCCUCAGAUCCAGUAUUUUAAUGGUGACAUAUGAUUACUUGCUCCAACUAUGGAUGCUCCUCUACCCUGCCAUACCCGGGUGGGUGGAUGCUAUAGGCGAUGUGUUCCACAACACCGCAGUCGCCAUCGCCAUAACAACCAUCUCUGCAGUCUUUGGCCUCACCAUCAACACUGAGCUCUCCAGCCUCUCCUAUGUAGGGGCUACCCUCAUCAUCCUUUACGCACUCUGUUUCUCUAUCUCAGUUACCCUCAUCCUAAUUUCAAUCCUUUUCGAUCACUCCCUCAAACUCUUCCAUAUUAUCUUGGUUGGAAUCAAUCUCAAUCUUCUCCUCUUUGCUUUCGUAGUCCAUAUGACUAUUUUGCUCCCCCAAAUAAAGGAUCUGACGGCCCCUGCUGCUUUUUCUUUUUUGGGAUUCGACUCUUCUGCAUCAUCAUCCUCUGAAUUGUGAUGCACUAAAAUUAGGGAACAAUAAACUGUGUUGUACAUAUAACGGGAUUAGUAUGCAAUAGAGUUAUCAGCAUCCUAUAAAUUACUUUUUAUGCAAUUGAUUACUUUUUAGGGAAAACAUAAUACUAUUGCUUUUUAUGCUAUU
Amborella trichopoda is the source of this 635-nucleotide messenger RNA. The record is from RefSeq and is a predicted model, not a curated record. NCBI's taxonomy places the organism in Eukaryota, Viridiplantae, Streptophyta, Magnoliopsida, Amborellales, Amborellaceae.